AUUCUGCGGGCGAACAAUUACGCUAAUUAAAUCGGUUGGAUGGACAAUCAAACGGAAUUUUCGAGAUGGGAGAAAAUGAAACUAAGCGGAUCCACAACCAAAGUACUUGCGCGAACGAAAAGCACGCGCAAGUUACGCUGAUUAAGUUUCAAAUCGCAGAGAGAUGGCGGAUUGAGCUUCAAACAGAGGAACAUUUACACGCAAAUGCACUUAUCAAAAUAAUCCGUGCUGAACUCGAUGAGAAUAAAUCAGAAUUCCAACGAAAAUCAAGAAUGAGCGAUAUAAAACACACGUUUACCAGCACUGGUGGCCAACUGCCUCGGUUUCCAAUCAUUAGAGCAAACAAAACCCGUUUUCUUUGCGCAUACAGCUAUUGGGACUCUAAUUAGCAACAGUGUCUCACUGAUUUAAUCAUCAUGUACGUGCAACAAACUUUGUUCAUCUAAGGUCUUUCAU
Frieseomelitta varia is the source of this 456-nucleotide messenger RNA. RefSeq lists its product as uncharacterized. The record is from RefSeq and is a predicted model, not a curated record. Bases 66 to 389 code for a protein of 107 amino acids. The transcript is spliced from 2 exons. Lineage: Eukaryota; Metazoa; Arthropoda; Insecta; Hymenoptera; Apidae.